Molecule: messenger RNA, 1848 nt
Organism: Didymodactylos carnosus
Lineage: Eukaryota; Metazoa; Rotifera; Eurotatoria; Philodinida; Philodinidae
Source: the annotation of a GenBank genome assembly
AUGUCUUUUUUGACAUCGUCUUUUGGCAGUAAAAAAGAAGAAGAAGAAGAAGAAGAAGAAGGAGAUAGUAUUCAGCAUCUUUUUUGUAUUCACAAAAUAUGGUGUUUGCAUCCAUCUUUAAUAUCGGAUGAUCAAACUGAUUCAACAAUGAUGUUGUGUAAUAUUAAUGAAAAAUUAAGUUCACAAGAACCAACGACACCUUGUGUUUUAAAUACACCAAAUACAUGUACAAAAUAUAGUACAUUUUUUUACGAUAUACCUCCCAUCAAUAUACCUACAUCAACUACUACAGGAUCAUUAGAAGCUCAAUCUUCAACAACAAUAACAAAUGGUAAUAUUGAUAUUGAUUCGUCUAUAGCAGUCAGUAGUAAACAAAUUGGUGAUGGAACAAACAGUUCGACAUCGUCCAAUGUAGAAUCGGAUACAAUAACACAUGAUUCAUCGAAUAUGCAAUUACCAAAAAGUUUAAUAUUAUUUAAUGAACAAUCAUCUUCAGCGCGUCAUAUACCAUUAAAAUUAUCACAUAUUCAUAAACCAAAAGAUCAAUCGUCAAUCACAACUACGCAGCCAUCGUAUUCAACGACAUUCAACGGUCAUACAUCGUCGUCUUAUUCUAACGAACUAAAAUCAUCAGACGAUACUCUUAUUCGUCAACAUUUAUCUUCACCGAAAAAUCAACGAUCAUUAUCACCAUCGUCCUAUUGUUUAGAAAAAAAUAAUAAUAAACGUACAAAUGGUGAGAUUGAUUCUGUAAAUUCAAAUUCUUCAUCAACAGUAGCAUCAUCAAUAUCAUCACAUUCAUCCGUUAAUAUUUAUAAUUCUUCGUCUUCAUUAACUUCUCAACCACCAACGAUACCUACAUCAUCGACAGCUCAAACGGCAUCAACAACUCUCACAAUGAAUCAUCAUAGUCGAGCAGCUGCCGUCUAUUCACCUUAUAAUAAUGAUCAACAUCACACUUACAUUGAUUAUCAACAACAGUCACAACCUCCUUCUUAUCACGAUACAAUGGUGAGGCCAAAAUCUACUAUACCUCAACAAACAAAUUUUGUACCAAUGAGAGUAGAUGGAAAUUUAUAUUCAAUUAAACAACCAGUUAACACCGCAUCUUCUCAGCAACAAGAUUGGACAAAUUCAAAUGCGCCAUCUUAUCAACAACAUUCGCAUAUCAAAGAAGAACCUCAAGAAUAUCCACCAAGUUCUACUAUUUAUCCAUCCGAUACAUCAAAAUCUAUUACGACAGCCACUGUUACCAGCGGUCAACAACAACAACAACAACAAACACAGCCAUUUUUGUUUGUUAAACCUCGUAAAUAUGCAAAUAGACCAUCAAAAACACCGUUACACGAACGACCAUUUCCAUGUCCGGUUGAUGCCUGUCCACGACGAUUUUCACGAUCGGAUGAAUUAACGAGACAUAUUCGGAUACACACGGGUGAUAAACCCUUUCAAUGUAAAAUAUGUGCAAGAGCGUUUAGUCGUUCUGAUCAUUUAACAACACACAUUCGAACACAUACGGGUGAAAAACCGUUUUCCUGUGAUACAUGUGGUAGACGUUUUGCUCGAUCCGAUGAACGAAAAAGACAUGGAAAGGUACAUCAAAAAAUACGUAAUUCAAAUACUAUUGGUACGAAAUCAUCAUCGUCUGCAAAUUCAAUUAAUUUAAUACAUACUGCUGCUCACGUUAGUGGUCUAUUACUAAAUCCUGAAUGCGGUGACGAUAGUUCACAUAGUGACAGUGAUAUGCACGUGACACCAACAACAUUUCAUACUCAUCACCAAACAUCGCUACAACAACAACAACAACAACAACAGCAACAGCAACAACAUUAUCAGAAUCCUUGGUAA